This is a messenger RNA of Trichoplusia ni (cabbage looper), 5609 nucleotides long. Its product is annotated as GRB10-interacting GYF protein 2-like. The record is from RefSeq and is a predicted model, not a curated record. Gene Ontology annotation, molecular function: protein binding. NCBI's taxonomy places the organism in Eukaryota, Metazoa, Arthropoda, Insecta, Lepidoptera, Noctuidae.
CAAUGAAAUCAACGUAACGAAGGCGUCGUCGCAGGCUAAGAUCGCGGCAGAAACGAAGCCUACCAAGCAGGUCAAGGAAACCGAAAAGUCUGCUAAAGCCAAGGACAACUCUACUAAGACUAAGACCAAGAAGACGAAAGAUGACAAGAAAGAAGAACUCGCUGAGAUUAAGACAAAAGAGGAUGAUUUAUUCAAGGCAGAGAAAAGAUCACAGGAACCAUCCCCAUCCAAGAACAAGAAAGAAGAUAAAUCAAACAAGAAGGACUUGGAAAAAGAAAAAAAGGAGUGGAUCAAAGAAGGAUUUACGAUCGUGAAGGGUUCAGAGAAAAGUUCCAGCAAGGAUAAUAAGAAGAAGGCUGAGGAAGCCCGCAUCGCAGAGGAGGCGGAGCGUAAGAGGAAAGAAGAAGAAAAGUUUACUGCCGACGAAGAUAAGAAGAAAAAACAGGCUGAGACAGUAAAAAAACAACAGGAGCAACAGAUCCAACUGCAGCAACAACAGCAGCGUCAGGUGUCAGAAUCUGUUGUGAAGAAAGCUCCGUGGUCAGCUGUUUCCAACCAAGCGAUGCAGGCCACAAACCGGGACGGGCUCACGCUCGCCGAGAUACAGCGGCUUGAACGCGAGAAGAAGUUAGAACAGAUGAAGGAACAGCAGCAGAUGAUGCAGAUCAUCGCACAACAGCAAGCCGCGGCAUUGGCUAGGGAACAGGAAAUGCAAGCAGGUUUGGGUUGGGCAAAGAAGAAGGGUUCCAACCAAACUCAAGCUCCGACUUUAACUGAGAUUCAGGCUGAGACGCGCAAGCAAGCAGCUGUGGCGGCAGCGGUCGCCGCAGCCACCAAAAUGAUUGAAGAAGCAGACUCUCCGCAGCCGCAGAUAAACCAUGCUCCUUGGGCCAACACUCACAACGGAGGUAGAGGUUUUUGGGAUACACCCCCGAACCAGUCAUCUAAGGACAAGCAACAGGACUCGCAGAAGUCAUCUGAGGCCAAAAGUAAGAAGAAGCCCAACCUCGUGACCUCAUCCAAGAAGGAGAACUCUCCGGCCGUAGAGUUCGAAACUUGGUGCACUGGAGUGCUUACUUCGUGGAGCUCUAAAAUUGAUGUGCCGACUUUCGUUGGUUUCCUGAAGGAUAUUGAAUCACCAUAUGAAAUAAAGGACUAUGUCAAAUGCUACCUGGGUGAAUCGAAGGAAUCUAAUGAUUUUGCUCGCCAGUUUCUAGAAAGAAGAUCUAAGUUACUUCGCGUGGGGAUGGUGACUCCAUCAGACGACUUGUGCUCCCCAGCCAUAGCGGUGAACCCUCGCACUACCUCCGGCUCCGACUACCAGGAGGUCAAAGGGAAAGGGAAAAAAACUAAGAAGAAUAAGAUGCUGAAGGUCGACGCGCGCAUUCUGGGAUUCUCAGUGACCGCCGCAGAAGAUCGCAUCAACGUGGGCGACAUCGACACCGUGUGAGCUGUCGUCCGCGCCCCUCUCGUGUUCACUAUAACUCGCCUUGUGAUAACCCAUCGGAGAUAUAAACACUUGUGUCGACACCUACUCUUGCAACAAAGUUCGUUGAGUCGGCCGGCGGGCUCGGCGCCGCUCGAUGGUAUCCAUCGGGCACCGUGACUGAGGCUCCGUUAUCCAGUCAACAGUAAAUCUUGAACCUCGAAUCAAUAAUACUGUUCCUCCUAUUUUAAAGCAAUGACUCUAAAUAUACUCUUUAUAGUUUUAAGAAAAUCUACAGUAUUGUUGGAUCGAGGUGUGUUACUGGCUCGUCAAUUUCAUCUUAAUAUUUUUCUACACUGCGUAAUUGUUUGAACUAUGUUACCGAAUUCUCUAAUGAUAGCAAUCAAGUGUAUUUGCCAGUGUAAUAUUCUGAAUCAGCUAGUGCUAUGUUAAGCGUGCUGUAUGCGCAUCAACUUGUGAACAGUCUCUGUAGCUAGUGCAUAAUAAACCACCAAAAUAUUGUGCCUUCAGUGUGUUCUGGACUUUGGAUGAGUGUUAGAGUGUCUCCUUUUAACGUUUAUUAAGAAAGCAGUUUUCUAGUCAAUUCUCUCAAUAACAAUUGAGGACCUAGCAGCAAAACAGGAGAUUUGUCAAAUUAAUUCGUUACUCAUUUUAAGUAGACUUUUUAUGAUGUGCUGGCUCGUUUGCAAAAUGGCGGUUUCAUAUUCCCACUUAAAUUAUAGGUUUCUCACGAUGCUUUCCAAAUAUUAGAAUAACUAAAGUACAAUGUUGUCAAGAAAAAAAGUCUGGUUAAAAACGAUAUCGAAAUUAACUGCAUUUUUAAUAUUUAAAUAUCUUAAAACUAUGAAAUUACUUUAAGCUGUUUUAUUUUAUGAUAACAUAUUUUAACACGUAAGAUUAACUAUACUGCCCAACACUAUUAAAACUUGGACUUGUCCUUUGAAUGAUGCAAGGUCCUCAAUAAGUGUGUUGACCCUAAAAUGAAAUUAUAUGUACUAUCAGUCAGUCUAUUUGGUAAGCCUGUGGUAUAUAAAUUACACUCGUAUUCGGAUUGGGAGGGUUGUGGUGGGAUUGAUUUAGAUACCACAGGGAAACGCUAUUGAUGUAGUACAUUAACAAUUACUGUAAUGAUUGAUUUAACAACAAAAAUAAAGAUAUCAGAGUGAAGUAUAUAUUGCUAAUAACAUGACGUGGCAUUUUAAUCAACUGCUUUUAUUUUUUAUAAUAAUUAAUGGAUGUAAUUUAUUUAUUGAUCGAGAAACUGCUUACAUAAUGUUACUAUUCUGUGUAGCUUUAGCGUGAGGGCGAUUUUUUAUUUUCUGGCUACAAAUAUUAUGAUUUGUUUACAUGUUGUCAUGUAAUAAAGUUCAUAUCAAAUGUUAUGCAUUUUAUUACAUAAACAUAUUGUCAUUUUGUUUUUAACAUGAUUUGUAUGCCUCUAGUGCGGUGAAUUAAUACUUUACAAAAUUUAACUUUUUAAUCUGGGUUUUAAUUGAUUUGAAUGUAACAUAUUUUAGCAUGUUAUAUAGAUUUUUUAUGUCUGUUUUAUUUCGGAAACUAACGUCAAGUAAUCGCUGUAUUUUUGACAGACGGCAAUAGAAGCCCAUUUAGUAGAAGACAAUUAUGUAAAUUAUUUAUUUUUAAUCGGUCGCAUCACAAAUAUUUCGUAGUGAGAUAGUGUACAAAACAAAUGCUUGGUUGAUUGACUUUAAUUAUUUAUUAGCAAUUGCCUUCUAUUAAAUUUUGGUGGAGUAUAAUAACAAAUGAAAUAAUUUUUGAUGAAAUAUUAUAAAGUAUAGCUACGACGAUAGAAGGUAUUUACCCGAUGGGGUUGUAUAAUGUUAUGUAAAGAUUCGCACCUACUAAUAGCAUAUAGAGUACUCCUUAAAUAUGAAAUAAAAUACCUAUCUUAUUUGUCUAGGUUGUUCGACAGAUAUUUUGUAUUUAGUUUAAUGUUCGAACUACAUUAUAAGGGUUUUAAUAGUGUUUUAUGUAUAUAUAACAUUUUAAAAUAUUAUAUAAACGUUUUGUAUAUACUUUGUUUCUUAUCAAGCAUAUUUUGUAGUCAAUGUAUGAAAUUAUUAUUUUUUUAUUUUCUAUUGACUAUCCAAUAUUACCGGCUUCUGAAGGGACUGUUCUGUUUUUGGCUCCGUUAUGAUGCAACUGACACUUCCUUGGUGUACCUGGUUGACGUGGCAGCACUGGUGGCACAUAUGCUGUCCUUCAAAUUAGAGUAAAAUGACGACGUGUUUUUCUUUAUAGUUAGGCUUAAUAGUAACAUUUACAGUGUUGUGCAAUUCAUGCAUUAUAUAAUAGUGUUUAAUAUCACUUUAGAAUUAUGAAUUUGGUGACGCCGGCGGAGUUUAGUUAUUGGUUUCAUAUCAAGAAGAUCAGUGAUCGUUGCCGACAUCGUAGAAUAUUCAUUACGUAUUUUAUUCGCAAGAUAUAAAAUUGUAUCAAUCGUUUUAAAAUUUAAUCGUAGUUUCCAUAAUAUGAACUUCUGUGUCUGCGUAACCUAUUAAUGUUCGAAAAAUUAUUAUGGAGCAAUAUCGCAAUACUUCAACAACUUGUCCUUAAGUAGAUUUGGCUGCUGACUAUAUUUUUUGUACCUAUUAUGCUUUUAACUUUAUUGUUUAAUAUUCCUCAUAUUCUGUACGUAAUGUAGCACAUAAUCGUUGGUGAAAGUAUAAUUUACUUUUCGUAAAGAGCAAUAAUUCCACAAUUUAAUUAUUACUUGUAUUGUGUAGUAUAGUGAUUCCUUGUAUACAUGUUCUAUAUUUUUCCCAGUUUACAUAGUGGUAUCUAAAUAUUUGUAAAUAACACUUAUUGGUCUACGCGUAGGUGUAAAAAUAAUCAAAAGAAUAUCCGCAUUAAAUGCAGUUGGCUGAUUAAGUUCGAGUAUUAUGUACUUUUAAUUUGAAAAUGUAAGGCCUCCGACUCGAUGACAAAAUGUACUUAUCUGUACGAUACACUGUCCGUGUAGUUAUGUAAUGUACAAAAUUUAUGUAUUUGAUGUCCAAAUUGACAAAGUAAAUUUUAAAGCGACCACGAACGUCACGAGGGUGAGGUCAUUUUGGAAACCUGGUUUGCCAUUGCCAACCGUGUUCAAACUCAGACAUUGUUGUAUUUAGCUCAUAAACGUUGUCGCGAUAAAAUAAAGGGGGCUUUCUAGAUAGUCGUCAGCAGAGUUUAUUUUCCAUGUUGACAAGGUUGUCGACCAUCAUGUACUUUUCCUUACAAAGGAUGUUCUUCUUUUUCUAGAGUCUUCUCAGUCCUUUUUAGUCACAAAGUGGCACUAGUUUUCUAAGGCACGUCAAAGACAUGUGCCUUGUAACUGGUAGGACCGAAGCGAUGAUUUUAAGAAUAAUAAUUACACGUUACCUCGCGUGAAGCCCCCUGUACAAAAGCGGUUCUGGGCUCAAUCACCAGGAUGUCGCUUAUUUAUAAAACUAUACUUCCAUGUUACGUGGAACGGAUAAUGCUAAUAAAAUGAUUUGUUUUAGAAUCGUUACUAGUUAAUUAAAAACACCUUGUCUUCUACUCUUCAUAAGUUGUCACUUCGGAACUGAAUUAAAUUCAUGAGUAAAUUAGAGUAAAAAUUUUUAUGAAUAUUGUCAAUGUAUUUGAAAGUGUUAUCGUACUCACAUUGAGGCAUGCAGUGUUGGUGUUGUCUUUUACCCUUUUGCGGAGAGAACUAACAUUAGGCUAUAAUAAAAUAUACAUUUUAUAGUACGGCGGUCGGUACGCAUUGGGUUGGUCGGCAGGCACUGCUAGUAGCAUGCUCUUUCCAAGGACUAAAAUUUGUCAAAUUAUGGUUGUAAUCUUUUGGACUUGAUCAAUAGUUUACCAAACUAACAAUUACCUAAAAUAAUGAAAUACAUUUACCAUCUACAAGUACAGAACUACAGUUGGCACUAAGUAUAAACUGUAGUAAUUAACAUGUUUUGUGACAUCCAACCGAGUGUAGGCUCAUACCGAACAGUCCUUUCUUCCUUAGAGCUACAACUAGUGAUUGACUGGACCAGUGCAGGCCGCCUACAUAUAGUCAAAUUGUUCCAUGCAGCCUUUGCCUAGCACUUCUUGUAGGAAUGAUAAAUGAAGCAAUAAGUGUACUGAUGUUUGUAAUCUUAAAUGUUAAAUGUUUCGAUUAUUAUAUGGAAAA